AUGGUGAGAGUCAGUGUGCUGAACGAUGCUCUCAAGAGCAUGUACAACGCUGAGAAGCGUGGGAAGAGGCAGGUCAUGAUCAGGCCUUCUUCCAAGGUCAGAUACAUUGGCGAGUUUGAGUAUGUUGAUGAUCACAGGUCUGGCAAGAUCGUGGUCGAAUUGAAUGGCAGGCUGAACAAGUGUGGUGUCAUCAGUCCUCGCUUUGAUGUUGGUGUCAAGGAGAUUGAGGGAUGGACUGCAAGGCUCCUGCCUUCUCGUCAGGUCGGAUCUUGGAUCAUUAACUUGAUGUACAUUCUCCCACCUGAUUUGCAGUUUGGCUACAUUGUGCUGACAACUUCUGCUGGGAUCAUGGACCAUGAGGAGGCAAGGCGUAAGAAUGUUGGUGGCAAAGUGCUAGGCUUUUUCUACUGA
Triticum turgidum subsp. durum (durum wheat) is the source of this 411-nucleotide messenger RNA. Lineage: Eukaryota; Viridiplantae; Streptophyta; Magnoliopsida; Poales; Poaceae. The record is from the annotation of a GenBank genome assembly.